Messenger RNA from Oryza sativa Japonica Group (Japanese rice), 2095 nucleotides. Its product is annotated as UDP-glycosyltransferase 73C3. The record is from RefSeq and is a predicted model, not a curated record. Gene Ontology annotation, molecular function: UDP-glucosyltransferase activity. NCBI's taxonomy places the organism in Eukaryota, Viridiplantae, Streptophyta, Magnoliopsida, Poales, Poaceae.
CGAGACAAGGGAAGAGCGAGAUGAUAAGAAAUAGGUGGUGGAAAAAGAGUCCCAGGACACUACUGUAGUAGAUAUUUAUGGGUGUGCUAACGCCGUCCCUGACCUUCUUUUUCAGGCAGUCCCAUAAAAUUCGGUCUCUGGGAAACGCACUGAUGAUCAGUGACCGAGAAGGCAGUGAUGGCAGCUGAGUCCACAGCACAGGCGCCGGCGCAGCCGCACUUCGUCCUCGCCCCUCUCGCGGCGCACGGUCACCUCAUCCCCAUGGUCGAUCUCGCGGGCCUCCUCGCCGCGCAUGGCGCACGCGCCAGCCUCGUCACGACGCCGCUGAACGCCACGUGGCUGCGCGGCGUCGCCGGCAAGGCCGCGCGCGAGAAGCUGCCCCUCGAGAUCGUGGAGCUCCCGUUCUCGCCGGCCGUGGCCGGCCUGCCGCCGGACUACCAGAGCGCCGACAAGCUCUCGGAGAACGAGCAGUUCACGCCCUUUGUCAAAGCCAUGCGCGGCCUCGACGCGCCCUUCGAGGCCUACGUGCGCGCUCUGGAGCGGCGCCCGAGCUGCAUCAUCUCCGACUGGUGCAACACGUGGGCCGCCGGAGUCGCCCGGAGCCUCGGCAUCCCGCGGCUCUUCUUCCACGGGCCGUCGUGCUUCUACUCGCUCUGCGACCUCAACGCCGUCGUGCACGGCCUGCACGAGCAGAUAGCCGCCGCCGCCGAUGCCGACGACGAACAGGAGACCUACGUCGUGCCCGGGAUGCCGGUACGUGUGACGGUGACGAAGGGCACGGUCCCCGGUUUCUACAACGCUCCGGGUUGUGAAGCGCUCCGUGACGAGGCCAUCGAGGCGAUGCUCGCCGCCGACGGCGUGGUGGUGAACACCUUCCUGGACCUCGAGGCUCAGUUCGUGGCGUGCUACGAGGCGGCGCUCGGCAAGCCGGUGUGGACGCUUGGCCCGCUCUGCUUGCACAACCGGGACGACGAGGCCAUGGCUAGCACGGACCAGCGCGCGAUCACCGCGUGGCUCGACAAGCAGGCCACCUGCUCCGUCGUCUACGUCGGCUUCGGCAGCGUCCUGCGAAAGCUUCCGAAGCACCUGUCCGAGGUCGGCCAUGGCCUCGAGGACUCCGGCAAGCCGUUCCUCUGGGUGGUGAAGGAGUCGGAAGCUUCGUCCAGGCCGGAGGUGCAGGAAUGGCUGGACGAGUUCAUGGCGCGAACCGCGACGCGCGGCCUCGUGGUGCGCGGGUGGGCGCCGCAGGUGACCAUCCUGUCGCACCACGCCGUCGGUGGCUUCCUCACGCACUGCGGGUGGAACUCGCUGCUGGAGGCCAUCGCCCGUGGCGUGCCCGUGGCGACGUGGCCACACUUCGCCGACCAGUUCCUGAACGAGCGGCUCGCCGUGGACGUGCUCGGCGUCGGCGUGCCGAUCGGCGUGACGGCGCCGGUGAGCAUGUUGAACGAGGAGUACUUGACAGUUGAUCGGGGUGACGUCGCGCGGGUGGUGUCGGUGCUGAUGGACGGCGGCGGCGAGGAGGCCGAGGAGAGGAGGAGGAAGGCCAAGGAGUACGGUGAGCAAGCUCGAAGGGCCAUGGCGAAAGGAGGCUCCUCGUAUGAGAACGUUAUGCGGCUCAUUGCGAGGUUCACGCAAACUGGAGUGGAAUAGGAUAUCGCGUUAAUCUCACAAUGAGACGAUGAGCUUUGAAGUGAACAAGGUUUAUCUGCCACUACUUUGGAGGAUUCUUUAGUUAAUUCGACGACUGUUCUUCAGUUUGCGACAAAUGUGUUCCUCGGCAUUGUGAUUCUGCUCCAAUCAAGGGAAGGGUAUGACUAGUACAGAGGCUCGCGAACAAACGAUAUAUAUAAACGAGGAGAAUCAGUUCAUGGCCUAGAGUGGCUACAUAGUAAGACUGCUGAAAGGUCGAAAGAAUAAAUGAACUUCUCAGCUCAUAUCUUCCUAAAGGAUCAAAUCUAUAGGUGCGGCAGAAUGGCUCCAAGCCCAACGACGAACUGUAUUAGAGCAUGGCCAAUAGUAUAGCCAACAGCUGACUCCACUUAUAUUAUUUUAUAGCUAAUAAAAGAUAACUAGUACAAUAGAUUAGCUCUUA